Messenger RNA from Neltuma alba, 1018 nucleotides. RefSeq lists its product as uncharacterized. Lineage: Eukaryota; Viridiplantae; Streptophyta; Magnoliopsida; Fabales; Fabaceae. The record is from RefSeq and is a predicted model, not a curated record. Bases 290 to 784 code for a protein of 164 amino acids. The transcript has 3 exons.
CACUUCCCCAGUUUUCCUUCUCUCCUCUCCUCAUCCUUUCAGUCACCUUCAUCUUGACUCCUACUUGGUUUUCAAUUUCCCUCUCUCUGGUUCUUUUCUUUCCCUCAGUUUGUGCAUCCUCGUUUCUUUGCACUUCGAUUCUUCAUUUUAGCUUCCCUCUGAUAUUCCCAAAAUCAACAAUCAACAAUAAAAAAUCAACAAAAAUUUCAGAAAAAGGAAAAAAAAGAAGAAGGAGAUUUUCCUGUUGAUAGGAACAGAAGACUCCUAAAAAAAGGUUGACUUGCUUUCAAUGGCGGGUAAAGACUUUGGAGUCAAUUUCGGGGCCGGGCUUGCAGUAAAUAUAGUAACGGCUGUAGGACGGCAAGCUCGUUAUUGUUGUGAAUUCAACAAGCUUGUUACAGAUAUGCGUAAUGAACAAGGAAACUUAAUAUCUACAAGAAAUGACAUGCUGGUCCAAUUUAGAAAAGACAAAGCCAACAGUAAAGAGCCUUCAGCAGAACUUCAGAGGAAGUUUCAGGAAGCAAAUGUGCUCAUAGACAAAGUGGACAAGCUGAAAGAGAAAGCAGAAGCAAAGCAAAGCUGCUGCCAUGGGGUUUGCCCUAACUGGAUAUGUCGAUAUGUUGUUGGAAAGAAAGCAGAGAAGAAGACAGAAGCAAUGAAGCAGCUCAAUGACAAGUUGAGACCAAAGCUAUCAGCUGCCCAUCGUAAAUCACUUGAAUACAUGCCCCAGCAGAAGAUUUCAUUCUAUUUAAGUGCACAGAAGAGGCCCUCAAAGAAAUCUUAAUGGCACUGAGAGAUGUUAGAAGAAAAGAAUUGGGCUUUAUGGAAUGGGGGGUUGUGGUAAGACGUCCUUGCUAGAAAAAGUGCUUAAGGAAGUGGAAGACCAUAACUCCUCAAGACAGCAUAUGCCGUUGUGUCCAAUACUCCAAAUUACAUGGCUAUUCAAGAUAGCAUUGCAAACUGCAUAGGCUUGGUAUUUGAGAUGGAGAAGAAUGUAACCAAUCGAGCUGCAAGAUUG